GCCUUUUCGCUCUCAACCUCUCGACGCGAUGAACGGGUAUCCGCCCCCGAUGGCGCCGCCUGUCUCCCCCUGGAAGGCUGUGCGAACCGACGAUGGAAAAGAGUACUACUUUAAUGCGGCUACCAACCUCACAACAUGGGACAAGCCCGACGAAUUGAAGGACGAAGUUGAACGUGCAAUCACUGGUACGGGAUGGGCUAUACACAAAGCCGACGACAAGAGAUACUUCUACCACACGCAGUCGAAAGAGACGACCUGGUCCGUUCCCGACAUUGUCCAGAAGAACAUCGACCGAAACAGGCAGAACCAGCCGCCUCAGCGCCCACCUCCUCCAGGCCCUUCCGGCUGGGCUGCUGGGCCUUCUGCACACCCUCCUUCGUACGACAACAGGCGCCCCGAACGCGACGAGUACCGGCCAGACCGCCAUGAACGUGAGCGAGACCGCGACCGCGAAUCAGGAUUCGGCGGCGACAGGCCGAACAUCAGCUUCACAACCGGUACCGAGCUCCAGUUCUCCACCCCCCAGGAGGCCGAAGCUGCAUUCAUGAAGGUGCUUAGGCAAAUGAAGGUACAGCCCGAUUGGAGCUGGCAGCAAGCUGUGCGCGCUGGUAUCCACGACCCGAAUUGGCGCGCCAUUGCUGAGCCGGAGAAGCGUGAAGAAGCUUUUAAAAAAUACUGCGAAGACCUGCGAGCCCAAGAGAAGCACAAGGAGCAGGAUCGCCAGGCUAAGCUGCGUGCCGACUUUACUGCCAUGCUCCGCUCGCAUCCUGAAAUCAAGUAUUAUACGCGUUGGAGGACGGCUCUGCCAAUCAUUGAAGAAGAGACCAUCUUCCGCUCCGCCAAGGAUGAGAGUGAGCGAAGAUCGCUCUUCGAAGAAUACAUUCUCUCGCUAAAAAAGGCACACGAGGAGAAGGAAGCGGAGAGUAGACGGUCAGCACUCGAUGAGGUCCUGGGUUUGCUACAAGGCCUUGAUCUGGAACCAUUCACGCGCUGGCAGACCGCCGAAGAGAAGCUGGAGCACAACGAUGAGUUCAACAACGAGAGAUUUCAGUCCUUGACUCGAAUGGAUGUCCUGAACCAGUUCGAAAAGCACAUCAGGCAGCUUCAGCGCGAGCACAACGAUCGGGUGCAAGCUGACAGGCGUGUCAAGCAUCGUUUGGAGCGUAAGAAUCGAGAUGCAUUUAUAGUACUUUUACAUGAACUGAGGGACAACCGUAAACUCAGGUCCGGUACAAAGUGGAAGGACAUUCACGACGACAUUCAGGACGAUCCUCGGUACAUUGCCAUGCUUGGGCAGAGUGGAUCCUCGCCAGUCGACCUAUUCUGGGAUGCUUUGGAAGAGGAAGAGGGCAAAUUCCGUACCCUGCGCCGCUAUGCCCUGGAUGUACUGGAGCAACAACGCUUCGAGGUCACAACAUCGACCCCCGUGGAAGAAUUCCUAAGUGUCAUGCGAACAGAUCCUCGCACAGCUAACAUUGACGAGCAGUCGAUGCACAGCAUCUACAAUUACGUGAUUACCAAAGUGAAGAAACGAGAAGAGGACGAGCGCCGAGACGAAGAGCAUAACGAACGCUAUGCCAUGGACAGCCUACGUUCUGUCAUCAAGCGACUUGAUCCGCCAGUGUCGCUUUCAGACACUUGGGAAGUGGUACGUCCCCGUGUUGAAAAGGCAGACGAGUACCGCGCACUGAAAUCAGAUACCCUUCGCGAAUCCGUCUUUGACAAGUACAUACGCCGUCUAAAGGAGAAGGAGAGCGAUCGACGGGACCGCAGCAGACGUGAUGAUCGCGACCGUGACAGGGACAGGCGCGAUCGAGAUCGUGAGUACCGCAACGGACAUUCUGACUCUCACCGUCGUCAUCGUACACGUACUCGCUCACCUGAACAUGAUCCGUACGCUGCAGAGCGUCGGCGAGCUCAACAGGAUAGGGAGGCGCGUUACAGGAACAACGAUAGCACAGGAUUGUCUCCACCUCCACGCCGCGAACGGCGCGAGGACGAUCGGUAUGAUCGCUCUCGCCGGAGCCCUGCUGGUGAUCAUUACGGACGGGAGCGUCGCGAGCGCGAGGCUGAGCGUGAGCGAUCUUAUGUUAGCAGAGCCGACCCACGUGAGGCUAGUGUCAGCUUGUUAGAUUACGGGGAUAGUGGCGGUCGCACUUCAUCAACCAGGCGCCGCCGGGAGAGCGACGAGAGCACGAGUAAGCGCGAUCGCGACGCCAAGCGUGCUCGCCACUCUCCUCGCGCCGACCGCAAGUCGAAGACCCCCGUUCCUGAGCCACCUAAGAAGGAAGAAGAAGAAAACCGCGCCAUUCGGUCCGGAAGCGAAGAGGGUGAGAUUGAAGAAGACUAGAAGUUUUCUGCAUUCCUGCCCUUUCGCGAUGGGAAACGAGGACGCUCAGUCCGGCGAAGGAUUGUGGCACCUUGAUCAAAAGUAAGUGCGAUGUGUCUCUUUCUUUCCAUAGCUAUAUAGUUGCUCGGCUUCACAGGUGCCAGCAUAUCAGCUAAGGCUUUUGUAUCUUAAUAUUUGAGCAGAUGGUCUCCGUCUCUAUUACCAAUAGAAUAUCUAUGAUACUAGCAUCGCUCACAUUUUCAUUUCUGCCAGCGUCUUCUCACUAUUCUGUCUUACUCACGCUGUUAAAAAUAAUGGUAUAUAUUCUUAAUAUACUGUUUCUACUUGACUUAGCGUAAUUACAACAUCAAAUCAUCCCUACCCCUACCCACUGUAAUAUUAAUACAUACGCG
Molecule: messenger RNA, 2742 nt
Organism: Cucurbitaria berberidis CBS 394.84
Lineage: Eukaryota; Fungi; Ascomycota; Dothideomycetes; Pleosporales; Cucurbitariaceae
Exons: 4
Coding region: 29-2350 (773 amino acids)
Biological process (GO): mRNA cis splicing, via spliceosome
Cellular component (GO): U2-type prespliceosome; U1 snRNP
Molecular function (GO): protein binding; RNA binding
Source: RefSeq, a predicted model, not a curated record